Oncorhynchus gorbuscha (pink salmon) is the source of this 1712-nucleotide messenger RNA. Its product is annotated as nck-associated protein 1-like. The annotation marks the transcript as partial. Gene Ontology annotation, biological process: cell projection assembly; cortical actin cytoskeleton organization; cell morphogenesis. Lineage: Eukaryota; Metazoa; Chordata; Actinopteri; Salmoniformes; Salmonidae. The record is from RefSeq and is a predicted model, not a curated record. Gene Ontology annotation, cellular component: SCAR complex. The transcript has 16 exons.
CUUCGAGUCUGGCUGUCAAAGGACUGUUUCCUGAUCUGAAGGAGAGGAGACAGACCAGGGCUGUAACAGUAGGGGGGGGAGAGGAGCAUCAUGGCCAUGGCUUACCAACAGAAGCUAGCUGAGAAGCUCACCAUCCUCAAUGACAGAGGGACAGGGGUGCUGCUGCGUAUGAACUACAUUAAGAAGACGUGCUUGGAUCCCAAGCUUCGGCCACAAUACCUGACAGACAAGACCAUGGAAGCAUCAGUCAAAUACAUCAAUAAGAAGUUCCCCAACAUCGACUUCAGGGGAAAUAGUCAGCAGUAUCUGGUAGGCAUCCAGAAACACAAGUCUGAGGUGAUGGCGGCCAUUUCCAGCUACUAUGACUCCUUCAUAGACGUUAUGGAGUUCAGGGAUCAUGUUUAUGAACUGCUGAAUACAAUUGAUGCCUGCCAGUGCUUCUUCAACAUUGCGGUGAACUUUGAUUUCACCAAGAACUACCUGGAGCUGAUCAUCACAUAUAUAUCUGUCAUCGUCAUGCUUUCACGCGUGGAAGACAAGAAGGUCCUGGUGGGCAUGUACAACUGUGCUCACGAGAUGUCCAAUGGCAGCAGUGACCCUGCGUACCCCCGCCUGGCUCAGAUGUUUAUGGAGUAUGAACAGCCCAUUAAGAAAUUGACUGAGGAAUUCGGCCCUCACACUAAGGGUGUGACGGAGGCCCUCCUGUCCCUACAGAUGUUGUAUCCCAGGAGGAACCUUCCCGCAGAACAGUGGCGCAGCGCUCAGCUCCUCAGUCUCCUCAGCGCACCUGCCUCCAUGCUGGACCCUGCCUGCUGCGACACCAUGGCCUGUGAGUACUUGUCCUUAGAGGUGAUGGAGCGAUGGAUCCUUCUGGGUUACCUGCUGUGUCAUAGCAGUCUGAACACCAACCAGUCAUCUCAGGAGCUGUGGAAGAUGGCCCUCCGCAGCGGCCUUUAUCUCACCAUCAUCAGGGAUGAGACAAUCAACAUCCAUAAGAUCACAGAGGACUACUUCGAUGGCCUGAAAGGGUACAGUAAGCGUAUCGCCGAUAUCAAAGAAUGUCGCGAGCAUGUUAUAGUCAACAGUGGAGCCAUGCACAGAGAGAGGAGAGGUUUCCUGAGGAACGCCUUGAAGGAGCUGGUCAAAGUCCUGGAGGAUGAACCUGGACUUCUGGGACCCAAGGUGUUGUUUGUGUUCAUGGCUCUGUCGUUUUCCCGCGACGAGGUCCUGUGGCUCGUCAGAUAUUCAGAGAAUAUUCCCAAGACCAAGACUCCAGAGGACUACGUAGACUCGCAGAUGGCUGAACUCCUGUUUUACAUGGAGAGGUUGAGGACCCUGAUGACUAAGUACAGCCGUGUGGUGCAACGCUACCAUGUCCAGUACCUGGCCCAGUUUGAUGCCCUGCUCCUCAACGACACCAUGCAGAAUAUGUACGUCUGUCCAGAAGAGGAAUCAGUCCUGAUGACAUCAUUUGUCUCAACCCUGUCUGCACUGACUAUCAAGCAAGUGGAAAACGGAGAGGAGUUUGACUUCAGGGCUCUGAGACUGGACUGGUUAAGAUUACAGGCCUACACCAGUGUGUCCAAGGCCCCACUCUCCCUCAAGGAAUACCCAGACCUGGCUAAAGUGAUGAACAUGACCCAAUUCCACACCAAGAUGUUGGACAACGUGCAGGAGAUGCUUCACGAAACCUCAGAUCUCUCCAUUCUCUG